Messenger RNA from Laccaria bicolor S238N-H82, 1107 nucleotides. RefSeq lists its product as uncharacterized. The transcript has 6 exons. The record is from RefSeq and is a predicted model, not a curated record. Bases 1 to 1107 code for a protein of 368 amino acids. NCBI's taxonomy places the organism in Eukaryota, Fungi, Basidiomycota, Agaricomycetes, Agaricales, Hydnangiaceae.
AUGUCCCAAGACGAUUUCUCCACCAGAUAUGAACUUUUCCCAUCGGCUGCUGGGAUUUCCAUUAUCGCAUCACCAGAACCCUCACACCCUUCACGCGCUACUGGGGUUUCUGUUAGCAUGUCACCAGAACCCUCACACCCUUCACGCGCUACUGGGGUUUCUGUUAGCAUGUCACCAGAACCCUCCCACCCUCCAGACCUCAGUCACGAAGAAACUUCCACCGUGGUCGAUAUCUUGCAGAGGUUUCAGGAUGAGAUCGACGAAGAAGAUGAAGAUAGGCAGGAGGUUGUCGAUGCCGUGCAGAAGGUUGUCCGCAAGUUGAAGGGGGUGAGGCAUAACCCAUCUUCGGACGCCGACAUACUCUCCCUCACAAACGCGAAUAUCAAGUUGCAUUCGUUGAAGCUCAUCAGUGCAAAGGAGGAAGAAGUCCGGAAACUCGGUGGCAAGUUGGGAGUAGCAUUGUCCCUGGAGGAAACUAGGCGAAUCAUUGCACAAAUUCGAAAAUAUGUAUCCUUUGAGACUGAAGCUGGCUGUCGUUUCCUGAUCAACGCAAUUUUAACACAUGUGGUUUCAAACCUCCGCACUUCCGCUCUUGGUGCCGCCAUAGUACCUGAGUUUCGCAUUCCUGAAACGUCAUUAGAGCCAGGCGCAUCAUCUUACGGUGGGGCGGUUGAUUACCUGAUGGCCUUCGGGGAGCAGUGGGCUAUAGAUCUUCUUGUUCGAUCAACGAAGCUUGCGUUUACAGAUAACGAUAUCUACAAAUCCCUGUCUUGCAAUAUCUAUGAAGCGAAGCCCGACAAUGUUCUCAAAGCCCUACCCCAAGCUGUGAUAGCGGCAGUCGCGCAAGCCCAACGAUUCGGGUUCCAGACUUUUCGAGGUUGUAUAACAACCGGCGAAGAGUGGCUUUUCUUUGUGUAUAACCAGAAUACUAGUGGUUCCGGUGGAGUCGUGUCUUGGCUGUCGCAAAUUCGUCUGGAAUCUGACCUACGAGGAUUGACUUUGGUCCUCGGGUUGCUCCGUGACUGGGCUUUCAUAUCCCCUGAUCUCAAACGGCAGAUCCAGAAUGGGCAAAUAAAAGAAAUGGAGUUCUGCACUUAUGACGCUUAA